GAAUAAUUUGGUAGGCUAUGCCCCAAAUAGCUUUAAGCUACGACCAAUAUGGCUGAGAAUUCUGAUUCAGACUGCGAAAGCGAUAACGAAGAGGACGAAGAACUCCAAUUUAUAAGAACCUAUUUACUAUCUAGGUUCUUUCCAACGCAUCUUUAUCUAAUUCUACUAUAAUCCACACCAUGGACCUCGGUGGAUACGUGCUCAUACUUAAAGAAACUGAAGAUAAUAAAGCCAAGCUUUUAGGUUCAAAAGUUGACCGCGCAGACUUUGAAACUGGUGAUGAAAUAUUCGCAAUUAAUGGACAGCAAAUCGCAGAAAUGACCCGUGACGAUUUAUUAUCUUAUCUCUAUCAGUGUAUUGUUACGAGGACAAUUUGUAUGAAUUUAAAACCUCGAGUUAAAAAAGUCGUCACGACCAGCAUCGACUCGGCGGGUUCCGAUCUGGGUCAAGUUCACGAUGCCUUUUUCAUCGGGAUCGAAGACGAAGCCAAAGAACGUUUGGAACGGCUGGCCGCUAGCAAACGUAUCACACCAGUCGACAUUACUAAAUUGGCUCAUCAGUUGAUGCGUCAAUUGCAUCCGACAACUGAACUCAACGAUUUUUUGGACAAUAAAGUACACAGUAGCUGUGUCGGUUCUCCAUGCCCAAUCGAAAACGGCAAUAAAUUAAUCGAACAAUCCGAUCCUAAAUCAUCCAGAAGACCUAGUUCACCAUUCAACAAUGGUCAUACCGAGAUUCUUAUCUGUAAAGAUGGCACUGAGAGUAAUAAUAGACUGAAAAUCGUCGACGAGACUAACGAAACACAAAUCAGGUCUCGUCGCAGAAGUGGCAGCGGAUUGGUUCGCGUGGGUAGCGAAAUCGGUACGCUGGAAAAAAAGCGAGCCGUCGACGACGUGACAGGCGAAACGCUGGACACGAUGGUCAUGAUGACUUCGCUGGACAACGGGCCUCACCGGGAGAGGGCCGUCGACGUGCCGGAUUCUUUUAUUGCGCGCAAAAAGACGCCGCCAAGAUACCCUCCGCCGUCCAGAGCGAAUCGCAACACCGGAACACAGAAUGGUUCGGUGGUAUCGGAGAGACAAUCGGCUCCGCCACCUCCGCCACCUCGGUCUGAUGUGAUCAAACAGCAGCUUCAACAGGCUAGCAUCAACAACAACACGAUAGUCACCAUAUCGUCGACGGAGCCCACUAAGGAGCAGAUGCAAAGCAUUAAGAAGUACCAGGACGCGUUACGAAAGCGAAGAGAAGAAGAGGACAGGGUCGCUCAACAAAAUGAAUUUCUCAACCGAUCGGUGAGGGGAUCGAAAAAACUCCGGGAACUCGAACACGAGCCGUUGGAAACUGGAAUCGUAAACGAUGGGUUUUCGUCAGAACACGACGAGGAUAACACCAUCACUGUAGAAGAACCUCAAGAUCCUUACGAACCGAUAUACAGGGUUGUUGGAUACGGCGAAUUGAUAGCUGCACUGCAGAGAAUACAUUUGCAGCUGAAAAAGAACGGGAUCUAUCUCGGGAAUAAGUCUGAUCCAGACGUAACUGUGAUUCAAAGUCUACUCCUGAACCCGGAAUUCGUCCGAGUGCUGUCUGUUCACAACAAAGUGCAGCAGUUGUGGCCUCCCACUACGACUAAAAGGCCUGUGACUCUUGAAGCGCAGAACUUGGUCAGAGACUGCCUCGAAAGCAUUCAAAACAGUGCUUUGUCUGAAGCGUCGGAACUCGCUAAACUGUUAUCUCAGUACGAAAUUGAAGGUGUACUGUGGGCACACGAUACUAUAUCUCAAGACGUAUUGCCGCAGGACGAAUCCACCACCGAAGUAACAGUUACGUUGCCAGUGAAUGAUCCUUCAAUGUACGAUACGGAACAACAUCCUCCUAACAUCACUAUUAUAAAUAUCGAAAAAACUAAUGAGCCAUUGGGUGCUACUGUUCGAAAUGAUGGUGAUGCAGUGAUUAUCGGGCGAAUAGUGAGAGGUGGUGCCGCUGAAAAAAGUGGGUUGCUCCAUGAAGGCGACGAAGUGUUGGAGGUGAACGGAGUCGAAAUGCGUGGCAAGACCAUAAACGAUGUUUGUGAUAUCUUAUCAGUCAUGACUGGUCCUUUGACAUUCAUGAUUGUACCGAGUGCUAAUAGGGUUUCUUACCAAAACACAAAUGGAAAUAGGGAAAAUUUCAUUAUGCAUAUGAAGGCCCAUUUCGAUUAUGAUCCUGAAGAUGACGGUUUCAUUCCAUGCAGAGAGUUGGGAAUCAGUUUCCAAAAGGGCGACAUCUUACAUGUAAUAUCUCAAGAGGAUGCUAACUGGUGGCAAGCAUUUAGAGAGGGAGAAGAAGAUCAAACAUUAGCUGGUCUAAUACCAAGUAAAUCUUUUCAACACCAACGUGAAGCUCUCAAACAAACUAUAACCGGUGAUAAGCCCGGUAAAGAUAAACCCAAAAAACAAAAUACGUUCCUUUGUGGUAAAAAAAAUCUGAAAAAAAGAAAAAAGAAGUCGCUGUAUCAAGACGGUGGUUAUCCUAUUUAUUCUUCUAAUUCUGAUGAGUAUGAAGCUGAAGAGAUACUAACAUAUGAAGAAGUGGCUUUGUACUAUCCUCGUGCAAAUCAUAAAAGGCCAACUGUGUUAAUUGGUCCACCUAACAUAGGCCGACAUGAACUCAGACAAAGACUAAUGGAAGACCGGGAUAGAUUUGCUGCUGCCAUUCCUCAUACUAGUCGAGCGAAAAAAGAUGGUGAAAUUGAUGGUCAAGAUUAUCAUUUCAUUACUAGGGUUCAGUUUGAAUCUGAUAUUUUGUCUAGGAAGUUUGUCGAACAUGGCGAAUACGAAAAAGCAUAUUAUGGUACAUCAUUAGAUGCCAUUCGAUCAGUAGUUAACUUCAGUAAAAUAUGUGUUCUAAACCUACAUCCACAAUCGUUGAAAAUCCUUAGGAAUUCUGAUUUAAAACCCUUUGUUGUUUUUGUGGCUCCUCCGCCUUUAGAAAAGCUGCGUCAAAAGAGGCUGAAAAACGGUGAACCUUACAAAGAAGAAGAACUAAAAGAAAUCAUUGAAAAGGCAAGAGAAAUGGAAGAAAAAUUUGGCCAUUACUUUGAUAUGAUCAUCAUCAAUAACGAUACUGAAAGAGCGUACCAACAGUUAUUAAAUGAAAUCAACAGUUUAGAAAGAGAGCCACAAUGGGUGCCUGCCACUUGGGUAAAAACUGCAUCAUAGCGUUAGAUGAUAAUUAUUAUUAUUUUUAUUAUUAUUAUUAUUGUUAUGUUGUAAAAAGUUCACAAUGACUGAUGAACAAAAACGGUGCUUACCGAUUUAAUCAAUUGUAUAUCAAGCAUUUCGUUGUUGACAUACACGCUAUACAUUGUACGUAUAAGAUUAAUAUUAUGUGUUAUGUUUGUACAGAUUAAAUAAAGAGAUGAAAAAAGUAAUGUGAUAUAUUACCUUAUAUUAGUAGUACAGUGUUGUGUAAAUGAUGACCAGUAAAAAGCCAUCAACUUUGCCAUUUUAGUAUGUAACUAACUUCCAAAUUAAUGUUUUUCCCUUGAAUCAUCCCCUGCCCACCAUAUUGAAAUAUUGAUUAUAAAAAUGUUUGAAAACUUCUCAUAAAUUUUUAUAAAAUGACUGAGCCCUACUGUUGUACGAACCCUUACAUUAUUGUAUAAGUAUUCAAUAAUUUAUUGUCUAUACCAGUUCAAUUAUUUUUGUGAUUGUGUAUGUUUAGAAUUAUAAUAUUUUUAUUUCUUUGUACACAAGUUGUACGAAAAUCAUGUGAUUUUUACUAUGAUUGCAUUAAAUUACCAAUAAACACUUUGAAAUAUACUCCAAUAAUAUUUAUGAAAUAAUUACAACAAUUUAUUUUAUUUUUUUGAAUUAUAACUGUGCAAUGUAAUAUUAAGCCGGUUAGUAAACGAGUAGACAACGGGUAUUUUAGGAUAUUAAAGAAACAUUUUUAAAUCCUGAAUUUGAACGUCUUAGGCGUGUGUAGACUACUCGGGCAGAUAUUAUACUUUCUAUUCAUUGAUAAAAUAGUAAUUUAUUUAAAUUUUUUCUUUUCAAUGGUUCAGUAUUUC
Molecule: messenger RNA, 4051 nt
Organism: Sipha flava (yellow sugarcane aphid)
Lineage: Eukaryota; Metazoa; Arthropoda; Insecta; Hemiptera; Aphididae
Gene: sdt
Product: MAGUK p55 subfamily member 5
Exons: 16
Coding region: 180-3197 (1005 amino acids)
Biological process (GO): establishment or maintenance of polarity of embryonic epithelium; protein localization to plasma membrane; generation of neurons
Cellular component (GO): plasma membrane; adherens junction
Molecular function (GO): protein binding
Source: RefSeq, a predicted model, not a curated record